AUGGCCAAGACGCUAGCUCAAGGACGCAAACCUGGGUCCGGUAGGAAACCGGGGAAAGCAAAGACGCUUGCGCAGGGUCGCAAACCUGGAUCUGGCAGGAAACCGGGUAGUAAAUCCAAGGUCACGAAGAAACAGGCAGACACAGGCGUAUCUGCCCCAUCCAAAGGACUCGACACCGUUAUUGAACUGCGCAUAUCUAAGGAUGCAGUCUCUGAGGGUGCCAAAAUCAUAAAUGCGACGGUCGAGAGGCCAUUAGAACUCACCCAGAUACCCGACGUUGGGAAGUCUAUCCAUAGUAUGCAGCCGUCUCAACCUCCUAUAGAUGAUCGAGACCGCACAAGAAUACCUCCUAUUGGAGAGUUACGUCCUAUUAGUGGUUUCAUUUCUCCCAUGAUGGGUGCAUCUAACAUGCCGUAUAUGCCAAUGCAGCACUGGAUGCCAGGAGCGGCAGCACCCUUCGCAUCUGGAUAUACCAGCUACAUUUCGACCAAUCUAUCACAGCCGAAGCCGCAACCCUCCUCCACGCAGGCCGUGUCCGUCGACAUCCCACGAGCGGUGAGACUGUUGUCGACAGACCGGUUGCCCCAAGUUCAAGAAAUGGGCGAACCUUUGCCUUCCGUUUCAUCUCAAUCCACCAAUACCAACUCCGAGUAA
Messenger RNA from Lachancea fermentati, 654 nucleotides. Lineage: Eukaryota; Fungi; Ascomycota; Saccharomycetes; Saccharomycetales; Saccharomycetaceae. The record is from the annotation of a GenBank genome assembly.